Messenger RNA from Ceraceosorus guamensis, 560 nucleotides. RefSeq lists its product as hypothetical. Bases 81 to 359 code for a protein of 92 amino acids. NCBI's taxonomy places the organism in Eukaryota, Fungi, Basidiomycota, Exobasidiomycetes, Ceraceosorales, Ceraceosoraceae. The record is from RefSeq and is a predicted model, not a curated record. The transcript has a single exon.
GUCUCAUGCACGUCAUUAUUAUUAUCGCAAUCGGCGGCGUGGCAGUGCUGCGUGCUAGCUAGCUAGGCGCCCACGCGCACAUGGGCGCAAGUUGCCUCAAGCGCCGAGGAUCCGACCGCCUGGUGUCGAUGAUGGGCGCAGCUAUAGCACCGCCAAUCACGACUGCAGCAGCGCGCGGCCCCCCCCCACUCCUUGCGGAUUCGCGUCAUUUGCAUGAUUGCAUGGAUGCUGAACUGCAAGGUGGCUGUGACUUGCUGAGCUUUAAAUCUGGCACGAGCCACUUUCUGAGCGCGUCCGCUUCGAAUCAUCGGCCGAAGCGACGCUGCUUUCCGCGGGAAAUUACCUUCACAGCCAACUGAUGCUGUGUACAGCCGCGAGCUGUCGAGGUCGCUGGACCAUAUAUCGAUCAAGGAUGCAGACCGCAAUUAUGAAAGCCGCCGGAGCGUUGCUGAAGGUGCAUGGAGUUAGGAGCUGUGCUGGGCAGGACAGACGUAGCACAGCCUUCUGUCUGGGCUGUGGGGGAAACCGUAGGUGUAUGAUGCGAGCGCGGGCUCUCUUGG